Molecule: messenger RNA, 1005 nt
Organism: Ilyonectria robusta
Lineage: Eukaryota; Fungi; Ascomycota; Sordariomycetes; Hypocreales; Nectriaceae
Exons: 3
Coding region: 1-1005 (334 amino acids)
Source: RefSeq, a predicted model, not a curated record
AUGGAACAUAAUACAGACCGAAAGAACGGGUUUCUCACGCCUAUAGAGCCCUGCGGGGUUAACGUUCGCAGCUUGGAUGAUAAUACAGACCAGAGGCAUUAUAUCGGAUCAGGCGAUGCAGCUAAGGAUAAUGAGAGGCAACAGGAGCCUCACAUAGUAAUAGCUACCUCAGCGCCGACACUUCAGCCUAUUUUGCCAAAGGGAGCGCGGAGGAUAGGUAAAGAUAAAAAAGGAGGAGCAGUAGCAGGAUUAAGGAAUCGCCGCAAGGAGUGGUCCAACGGACACAAACAGCAGGUCAUACCCGGUCUCGUCCGUCGCACCAGGAUCAGGCGGGGUCAUUCAACGGCAAGGACUGAGGAGGACGUGAUAGAAGACAUAAUAGAAAACAUAACGGCAGCGUCGACCAAACCAGGGCUCCGCUGCAGCCAACCCAGCCAAAUGCAACCACAGGGUUCCCCGAAACUGGCGAGCUGUAGUAGCGUGCGGAAUAGCGACGAAGCAGCAGACGAAGGGGGAGAUAGGAAGCAUCCCAAGCGUCGCCUCGGAAGGCCAAGAACCCGAACUCAAGCCUUCAUCGCCGGAGGAGUCGCCCUGCGGGCCAUACAACUCAGGAAGAUACAGCACAAGCAAGAGGAUAUACAUACGAAGGAGACAUUACGUCCAGGAGGUGGCCGUGGGGCACUCAGUCCGGGGAGAGAGGCGCGGAUUGAGAAGGGCAGGGAGCAUACGGCAAUCUGUACGGCCGGGAGGAGCGCAAGAAUAGCACACUUGGAGAGACAUCGCCCCGGCGACGUCACUACCGGUACGGGAGAUCCUGGCAGAGUCAGUACCCGUUCCAGAGUUAGAGAUAACAUCGACCUCGAAUGCGUGCCGGCGAAGGAGGAGGACGGACCAGGUCGCCAGAGAAGGGCCGCCGGCGAAACGGAUUCGCUCGGGCGUCCGCAAGGAAAGAACGGAAGAGGAGAGGAUAGAGGAUCUUACCAGCGUAUUGCGCUAUCUAGAUGA